Rotaria sordida is the source of this 1716-nucleotide messenger RNA. Lineage: Eukaryota; Metazoa; Rotifera; Eurotatoria; Philodinida; Philodinidae. The record is from the annotation of a GenBank genome assembly.
AUGCCAACAUAUCUUGAUCGUUUACCAGUAGAAAUACUUUAUAUAAUCUUUCAAUUUAUGUCUAAUUGUGAUGUUAUAUGGUCAUUUUUUGAUGUUAGUCCUUAUUUAAAUGCUGUAUUAAAUAAUUAUAAUUGGCAUAAAUUAAAUUUUAAAUCAAUUUCAAAAAUACAUUUUGAUUUUAUUUGUAAUCAUUUAAAUUUACACAAAAUUAUAUCAUUAACUUUAUCAGAUGAUUUAAAAACACCUGAUCAAGUUCAACUUUUUUUUAAUCGAUUUAAUCUUCAAGAUUUUAUUAAUCUUCGUUCUCUUACAUUUCUAUCUAUAACUAAUGAAGAUAUAUAUCCUAUUUUAUUCAAUUUACCUAAACUUAAAUAUCUUACUUCAUUAAUUACAGAAUGUCGAUCAUCUCAACCAUUAUUACUUGGUCAAAUAUUAACUCAAUUAAAAUCUCUUGAAAAUCUUUCUGUUUCACAUGGUGAUAUAUUUGAUCAUAAUGUUGCCUUGCCAUUACGUAAUUUAAAAGUAUUACAAGCUGGUACUUGUAAUUUUUUGGAAUUACGUCGUUUACAAAUGAUUGUACCUUCACUUGUUUCACUUAAAAUUAAUCUUCAAGCAAAUCAUCAAUUACAAUUAUUAUCAGAUUUCGAUAUAUGGUCAUCUUUAGAACGACUUAAUCUUACUUUAAAUCAUGAAACAACAACAACAUUUAUUGAAAUUCAACGACUUCUUUUUCAUUUUUAUAAUUUAAUACAUUUAACAUUGAAUAUACGUGGAUCAGCAGAUAAUCUAGCAGAUGGAUAUCGCUGGGAAACAUGUUCGACAAUAAUUCGUCUUCGUAAAUUUAAUUUUAUUAUUGAAUUUCAAGAUCCAUUUACUGAUGAUAGUCAAGUAAUGAAUGAAAUUUUAAAAAGUUUUUCUACAUCAUUUUGGCGAGACAUUAAAAAAUGGUAUAUUGCUAUAACAACACAUAAUGUAUAUACAAUAUCUUGUUUUAAUGAUCAAUUAUUUAUUAUUCCAACUACUUCAUUACCUUUAUCAACAUCAUUUGAUAAUCAUUGGUAUUAUUCAAAAACUAAACGAAUAAAAAUUAGUAAAAUUAUUUCAUCAAUUAAUCUUAAUCAAUUUUAUAAUCUUGAACGAUUAGAUCUAUUUGAUGAAAAUAAACUUUUAUUAAUAGAUAAUAUUAAUCAAUUUAUUCAUCUUCGUCAUUUAAUAAUUCAUCAAAAUAUAUCAAAUAAAAUACUUUGUAAUAUACUUAAACAUAAUUCAAAUAUUGAUCAUCUUACUCUUUCACAAAAUAAUUUUCAUCAAUUAAUUCCAUUAGAAAAUAUUCAUUACUUACAUAUUGAAAAUAUAAUAAAAUUUACAAAUCGUACACAAAUUAAAGAACUUUAUCGAAUAUUUCCAUGUGUUCAACGAUUAUUUAUUCAUGUUAAUUCAAUAAGAUUAAUAUGUCAAAUAAUUAAUGGUUUUCAUCAUCUUGAAAAUGGUAUAUUUCAAUUUAAUGGUAUAAUUAAACCAAUAUCAAAUGAGUGGUUAAAAGAAAAUACACGUCUUAAUAAUAAAAUAUGCUCAUUUACAUGUCGAAGUGAACCAAAUAAAUUUUUAAUAUGGAUUAGUAAUUCGAUUGUACCAACUAUUCAUUUAAAAGAUAAUAUUGCGGAAAAUUUUAAUUCUAUUCAAGAUCAACGAUCAGAUAAAUGCUCAUUACAAUGA